AGCUCCGCCGAGCAACAGAGGGGGGCAGGGCUAGCCUUUAAAGGAGCCGCGACCCGUUAGCAGACCGGAGGGUGACCCGGAUGAUGGCGGCCAGCGCGGCCCUAGCCUGGGCACUGUGGCUACUACUGCCGUCAGUGGGGGUGGGAGGGGCAGGACCCCCACCGAUCCAGGACGGCGAGUUCACGUUCCUGCUGCCUGCCGGGAGGAAGCAGUGUUUCUACCAGUCCGCGCCGGCCAACGCAAGCCUCGAGACCGAGUACCAGGUGAUUGGAGGUGCUGGGCUGGAUGUAGAUUUCACUCUGGAGAGCCCUCAGGGCGUGCUGCUGGUCAGUGAGUCUCGCAAGGCAGACGGGGUGCACACGGUGGAGCCCACGGAGGCUGGGGACUACAAGCUGUGCUUUGACAACUCCUUCAGCACGAUUUCUGAGAAGCUGGUGUUCUUCGAACUCAUCUUUGACAGCCUGCAGGAUGAUGAGGAGGUUGAAGGCUGGGCAGAGGCCGUGGAGCCUGAGGAGAUGCUGGAUGUCAAGAUGGAGGACAUCAAGGAGUCUAUUGAGACCAUGAGGAUCCGGCUGGAGCGCAGCAUCCAGACGCUGACACUGCUGCGAGCAUUUGAGGCACGUGACCGCAACCUGCAGGAGGGAAACCUGGAGCGGGUCAAUUUCUGGUCAGCUGUGAACGUGGCUGUGCUGCUGCUGGUGGCUGUGCUACAGGUCUGCACACUUAAGCGCUUCUUCCAGGACAAGCGCCCCGUGCCUACGUAGCCCUUGCCUGACAGAAGAACAGGGAAAAGGAGUGGCAGCAGGGCGCAUGCAUGUGAGACUUGGGGGUCCCUUCCCCAAAUUAGUUUCCUGCAGGAGGGGAGGUUGUGCAGUCUGGGCCUGAGGUAUGGCCCUUAUACGUGUCUGCUCUUCCAGGCUGGGAACACUGGCUGGCUUGCAGGUCUGGGCCAUCCAGAAGGGGUGGCUCAGUGGUUGUACCUACUUUCCUGGAAAUUAUGCAUGGGGAGCACUGCAGCAUUUGAAUGCAACCCUGGGGUUUUCUGGCCCCGCCUCUGUCCCCUACUAUAAAUGUGCCUUAGCCUGAGCCUUUCAGCUGCACCAGCACUGCCUGGUGUGGGAUGGGGCCCAGGAAGCAAACUUCCCCUCUCCUUCUCUACUGGCCCAGAAGCCAGGUCGUGGUGGGAGGGGCUUGCUCCUUAGGAGACCCUACGCCUGCCUUCCUCUCUUUGCUCCACCUGAGGCCUGUUGUUGCUGCUGGGGGCAGCCUGCUCAUGCCAGGGGCUGGGAAUGAGACGAGGCUGCAGUGUUCUUUCUAGGAGAGUCACUUUAUUGACAGGAAAGGGCCUGGUUCCUCAGCCCAGCAGGGUCUGAGUGUGAGGUCUGGUAACAGAAUUUCAGGAGAGGGGCCUGUAAGACCACCCGCCCUUCCCGAUCUCUCUGCAGGGGCCCCAGACAGGGCUGCGGGGUGGCCCAGCCAAAGCCUGCACAGGAGCUUCACAGAACAAAGGGCAACCGGUCUGCCUGGGGACUGGAGCCAAUAAAUUAUGGUCAGAAAAUCA
Pteropus alecto (black flying fox) is the source of this 1561-nucleotide messenger RNA. RefSeq names its product transmembrane p24 trafficking protein 1 (gene TMED1). Gene Ontology annotation, cellular component: endoplasmic reticulum-Golgi intermediate compartment; Golgi apparatus; COPII-coated ER to Golgi transport vesicle. The record is from RefSeq and is a predicted model, not a curated record. NCBI's taxonomy places the organism in Eukaryota, Metazoa, Chordata, Mammalia, Chiroptera, Pteropodidae. The coding region runs from base 81 to 764 and encodes 227 amino acids. The transcript has 4 exons. Gene Ontology annotation, biological process: endoplasmic reticulum to Golgi vesicle-mediated transport; intracellular protein transport; Golgi organization.